Molecule: messenger RNA, 8688 nt
Organism: Hemicordylus capensis (graceful crag lizard)
Lineage: Eukaryota; Metazoa; Chordata; Lepidosauria; Squamata; Cordylidae
Gene: SEMA5A
Product: semaphorin 5A
Exons: 22
Coding region: 630-3851 (1073 amino acids)
Biological process (GO): neural crest cell migration; axon guidance; positive regulation of cell migration
Molecular function (GO): semaphorin receptor binding; chemorepellent activity
Source: RefSeq, a predicted model, not a curated record
GGAGGGUCUCUCUGGUCGGAGCAUAUUGCUUGGUCUUUGGGGGCGAGGCGGAGAAGCGGGGCUGGCUGGAAGGCCGGCGAGAGCUGCGUGCGGUGGCAGCAGAGCCCAGCCGGUGCGGAGGGGGAGAAAGCGGCUCCAGUUUCACCCUCCCCAGCGAGGAGGGCUGGAGAAGGCGAAGGAGGAGCGACCGCCUCAACGCAGCAGCAACUGGCUGCUCGCACAUGCAGCGGCUCUCACGCCGCCUCCAGCCGGGACCUCCUGCCGCUGCCGGGAACAGAGCUCUGUCCGUGCCCGCCGCGGGUUCCCCCGCGUUGGCUCCAUGGGGCAGCGCUUAGCGCUGAGCCGCCCUCUCCCCGUCGGGGGCGCCGCCGUCUAGUUUCUGCGCUGCGCCUGCUGCAGCCCUUCUGCCGCCCAGAGGCUGGCUGUCGUCUCCUGCGCGGGGCGUUGGAUGAGUCGCGAGGCAAGUGCAGGCGGCGCCGUGCUCCGCUGCCCGCCCCGGGGACUGCCCUCGGCCCUUUCCAGAGCAGUCGACGCGGGCCCCACGAUGCUGCUCCUGUUGUGGCCCUUUUCACAUCUGAGUUCAAGAAGAAUUGCUGGCUGAGGGAGAUGUGACUGCUGCAAAGGAAGACAUGGCCAAUAUGAAGGGUGGCAUUCUGGUGGCAACACUGGUCACAGGUCUGGGGAUGUUAUGCUUGGGCACAAUGACAAUGGAGGACCCACAGUGUCAACGGGCUGAGCACCCAAUAAUUUCAAGUGAAGAAAUUGCUCCCUGGUUACAUGUAUUCAGAGCAGAAGAUGCUGUGGACUUCUCUCAGAUGACAUUUGACCCAAGACAAAAGGAACUGAUUGUUGGAGCAAGAAACUACCUCUUCAGGUUACGUCAGGAGGACCUUUCCCUAAUCCAGGAUGUAAAGUGGCAUUGUGAUGAAGCUACUAAAAAGGCUUGUUACAGUAAAGGGAAAUCAAAGGAAGAAUGCCAGAAUUAUAUUCGUGUUCUCCUCAUUGGUGGGAACAGGCUUUUUGCAUGUGGAACAAAUGCUUUCACGCCCAUCUGCACUAAUCGGACGUUAAAUAACCUGGAAGAGACCCAUGAUCAAAUCAGUGGCAUGGCCCGCUGUCCAUACAGCCACCAGCACAACUCCACAGCUCUCCUCACAAGUACUGGGGAGUUAUAUGCAGCGACAGUCAUGGACUUUCCCGGAAGAGAUCCUGCCAUUUAUCGCAGCUUGGGGGUGCUUCCUCCUCUCCGGACUGCACAGUACAACUCUAAGUGGCUCAAUGAACCAAAUUUUGUGUCAUCGUAUGACACUGGAAAUUUCAUCUAUUACUUCUUCCGAGAGAAUGCUGUGGAACAUGACUGUGGGAAGAUAGUUUUUUCGCGAGCUGCACGAGUCUGUAAGAAUGACAUUGGAGGCAGGUUUUUGCUGGAGGAUACCUGGACCACCUUCAUGAAAGCUCGUUUGAACUGCUCCCGCCCUGGGGAAAUUCCAUUUUACUACAAUGAAUUACAGAGUACGUUCUUCCUGCCAGAACUGGACUUAAUCUACGGGAUCUUUACCACUAAUGUGAAUAGCAUAGCAGUUUCGGCUGUUUGUGUAUUCAACAUGACGGCAAUAACUCAAGUCUUCAAUGGGCCGUUCAAGUACCAGGAGAACUCUCGCUCAGCCUGGCUGCCUUAUCCCAACCCUAACCCAAAUUUUCAGUGUGGCACCAUGGACCAAGGUCUCUAUUUGAAUCUGACACAGAGGAAUCUCCAAGAUGCCCAGAAAUUUAUCCUGAUGCAUGAAGUAAUUCAGCCAGUCACACCAGUUCCUUACUUCAUGGAGGACAAUAGCCGUUUUUCUCAUGUGGUAGUGGAUGUGGUACAAGGCAAAGACAUGCUGUUCCAUAUCAUCUAUUUGGCCACAGACCAUGGCACCAUUAAGAAAGUACUUGCUCCAGUUAAUUCAACCUCGGGCAGCUGCUUGCUGGAGGAGAUUGAGAUCUUCCCAAAGCAGCAGUGGGAGCCCAUCAGGAGUCUGCAGAUUUUACACAGUCAGAGUGCCCUGUAUGUGGGUCUUCAGGGAAGUGUGGUGAAGAUCCCACUGAAGAGAUGCCUGUUUUACAAAACACAAAGUGCAUGUGUUGGAUCCCAGGAUCCUUACUGUGGUUGGGACUUGGUGCUAAAGAAAUGCACGCCACUGGAAGAAAGCCUGAGCAUGAGUCAGUGGGAGCAAAGCAUCUCUGAGUGUCCAACAAGAAAUUUGACUGUGGACGGCCAUUUUGGAACCUGGUCGGAUUGGAAAACUUGCACACAUGUGGAUGGCUCCAGUGUAGGCAUCUGCCUCUGCAGAAUACGCUCAUGUGACAACCCGGUUCCUCAGUGUGGAGGUCGGCAGUGUGAAGGGCCAAGUAUGGAGAUUGUCAACUGCUCCAGAAAUGGAGGCUGGACUCCCUGGACAACUUGGUCUCCUUGCAGCACUUCCUGUGGAAUAGGCUUUCAAGUCCGCCAACGUUCCUGCAGUAACCCAAGCCCCCGGCACGGGGGCCGUGUAUGUGUGGGACAGAAUCGUGAAGAAAGGUAUUGCAAUGAACAUUUGAUGUGUUCCCCACACACAUUCUGGACUGGCUGGGGUGCAUGGGAACGUUGCACAGCCCAAUGUGGGGGAGGGAUUCAGGCCCGCCACAGAGCCUGUGAGAAUGGCCCUGACUGUCCUGGCUGCAAUGUGGAGUAUCAAGCUUGCAACACCAGCCCCUGUCCAGAGCUGAAAAAGACAACUCCUUGGACUCCAUGGACUCCAGUCAACAUCUCUGACAAUGGUGGGCACUAUGAGCAACGAUUUCGAUACACUUGCAAGGCACGGCUGCCUGAUGCAAAUUUAUUAGAUGUGGGAAGGCAAAGGAUUGAAAUGCGUUACUGUUCUAGUGAUGGUACCACUGGAUGCUCAACAGAUGGCGACUUCAUGCAUUCUGGACGUUACUCUGCGCAUACGAUUAAUGGUGCUUGGUCUCCCUGGUCGCCCUGGUCUCAGUGUAGCCGUGACUGCAGUAGAGGUAUUAGGAACCGCAAACGUAUCUGCAACAACCCAGAGCCCAAGUAUGGGGGGUUGCCCUGCCUGGGGCCAUCUCUGGAAUACCAAGAAUGCAAUGUUCUCCCAUGCCCAGUUGAUGGAGUUUGGUCUUGUUGGUCGUCAUGGUCUAAGUGUUCUGCCACUUGUGGAAGUGGGCAUUAUAUGAGGACUCGCUCGUGCACAAAUCCUGCACCAGCUUAUGGAGGGGAUAUCUGUCUGGGACUCCACACUGAAGAGGCACUCUGCAAUACACAACAAUGCCCAGAUAGCUGGUCGGACUGGUCACAGUGGUCUGGCUGCGAUUCAUCCGGAGUCCAGUUCCGCACCCGCCAGUGCAAUGUUUUAUUUCCUGUUGGUCACCAGUGUUCUGGAAAUACAACUGAGACUCAACCUUGUGCUCCGGAUUCCAAUUUCAUACCAGACAUAACUGUAGCAAGAAGCAGCAGCAUCAAAGAAAAACGAUGUGGUGAGUUUAAUAUGUUCCACAUGACUGCCGUGGGGCUGAGCAGCUCCAUUCUCGGGUGCCUUCUGACUCUUCUGGUUUACACUUAUUGCCAACGAUAUCAGCAGCAGUCCCACGAUGCAACUGUCAUCCAUCCAGUGUCUCCUGUUCCUCUUAAUACCAACAUCACUAACCAUAUCAACAAGCUAGACAAGUUUGAUUCUGUAGAAGCUAUUAAGGCUUUUAACAAAAACAAUCUGAUUCUGGAAGAACAAAACAAGUACUUUAAUCCACAUCUCACUGCAAAGGCAUAUUCCAAUGCUUAUUUUACAGAUCUGAAUCAUUAUGAUGAGUAUUAAAAGGACCCUUAUAUAAUUGUUGUGUGUCUCCAAGGCCUAAAAUCCUCAAAGCAUACUCCAAGCUGUUAGUGUCAUGCUGCUGCCAACUUAAAAAAACAAAAACAAAAAACCAAGACUGACCUGUAUUAAGAGGUUCCCUCUCCCAAAUUUUGUACAAUGUUUUGUACUACAUAAUCUCAUUAGGACAUAUAGACAAGAUGCGGGUAUCUUGUGUAGGUCAGUACAUCCUAUUUUCAGCUUCUCAAAAGUGUUUGAGAAUGGCUAGAUACAUCCUGCCGUCUCAUUUUGCUUAAGAGAAAACCUUUCUACGAAUGGCAACACUGCCAAAACAAAAAACCCACCACCCUUAAGACUGUCAAGUGAAGAUGAGAUUGUCAGCAGGCCCCAAGCAUUCCAGCAUCCAUACCAAGGCUUGUGCCAUUUCUGUGCUGGAUAUUUGGAGCUGAAGUUGUUUUGGACCCUGAAAAAACUGUUAGGUGGCAAGACUCCAUGCAAGGGGAGAUGGUUGUACAAAAAGUCCUAAGAGAUGGGACAAAUCAAGAAACACAUCCUGCUAUGUCUUCUCUGCAUCUGCUGUAACAGGAGAGCCUAUGAAAAGCAGGGAAGAAUACGUUGAAUAAUUCCUCCUUAUGGAUUUCUGUACCAAGGAUGGACUUUUGCAUAAGUGGCCUUUUUGCUACCUAAAUGGUUUGAUACAACAUUCAAACUCAAGAUCACACAGUUGGGCCAUAGCGACUUGCAGAACCAAUUAAUUCUCUUGCCCUGCAUUUCUGAGGAGCAGAUGAAAAAGCACAAAUGCUUUAAUUUUAAUGGCUUUUUUAAUUCAAGGGAAAAGAUGGCAUAAAGUGUAUUAAACAAAGCAUUACUGUAAAAGUUUUGAUACAGUGAGUGAACUUUGUCAUCUUUCCUGGGUUAUGUAAAUACUGCAAGUGCUUAGCUGCAUAUAAAGCUGUUUUUUCUCCUGCUGGUACAACACAAACUGGAAAGGACGAAAAUAUCAGGCCUCAAACCUUGUUCUAAUUUGCUAUUGUCACUCAUUUUUAUCUAUUUUUGCUUUAAAAAAAAAAAAUCUAACUAUCUUGUUGCAAUGAACCUGAGAAUUGAUCUUGCAAGUGUACUGGUUUCAGAUGUAUAGUAUUCCCCAAGCCAACCAACCAAGUUACAUCUGUUCAAUAGGAAGGGGGGGAAAGAAAAAAAAUUCAGAGAUGUAUUCUCCUUGGAUGGAUGCAUGUACUGCAUGCUUUAACCUUGGGCUUAGUGCACCCAGGCGGCUUCCGCUCACCCCUGUACUCCAAGUACAGGAGUGUGGAACUUAGUGCCUUGGACCAAUGGCCUCCCUUAUGCCUGCAAUCCCAUGCUUGCAUUCAACAGCAAAGAGCUGCAUGGCGCUGAAUGAACAAAGCACACAGCUCACUGUUAAUGGCCCUUUCCCUCAAAAUGAGACUGACUAACUUUUGGCAUGUACUCGGGAUUGUAUUCAGGGCUUGGAGGAAGUGGGAAAGCUCAGAGGAGGCUUAAAAAAACACCACACCUGUUUGGCAUAUUGCAUUCCCCUCCUCCAUUUAUUGUACUGGGAAGUGAGACGAUGUCACUAUGCUAAGAGGAAACCAUAGUCUGGACUCUUUCUGAAAGAUGGAGAACCUUUAUGGAAUGUGUUCUCAACAGUACAUAGAUACUGGGAUUUAGAUUAUUAGGGAAACUGUGUGUGGCUCCACAGGGUGGCAGUCAUGCACAACACAACUUGGGCAUCCAUCAGAUGAUUUAAAAUGUAGGGCGUCCCCCCCCCCACCCUUGAAAUAGAAAAUAUCCCUCACAGUUCCACAGAAUGCCUGAAAGUUUCUGCUAUCCUUAUGCUUGGAAUUAGGGAUGCGCGAAACGUUUUAGGUACAGAACGAUCUGUACCCGAAACUGCCUGUUUUGGGUGAUUCGUUGCCGAAACGAAUCACCCUCUUGCCCUCCCGAAAUGUUUUGGAGCUGAAACAAAUCACCCCCGUUUUGGCCCUCCAUUUUGUGGCCAAUAAAGUGCUUCUUCUUCCUCCUCCAUUUUGAGUUCUGAUGAUGUCUACUUGAAUUUCCCACCUUUUUGCCUCCCAUUGACUUCAAUGCAAAAAAGUCAAUGCUGAUUUUUGGUGAUUUGUUGAAGUUUAUGCAUCCCCAAGGUUUUUCUCCAUAGGGAAGCAGAGUGAGUGGUGGUGUUGUGCACAUAAUGUGCCAACCACCCCCAUGGGUUUCUAACAGAUGGGGUACAGGGUUCUGUUGUUUCUGAGGUGUUCUGAGUGUAGAUUCUCUGGUAGCAAAUGAAAUUUUCAAUACAAACCUUGAAUCCACUCUCAUUUGCUACCAGAGAAUCUACACUCAGAACACCUCAGAAACAACAGAACCCUGUAUCCCAUGGGUUAGAAACGGGCCCUGGGCCCGUUUUCUAGAUCCGAAUUGAUUCGGAUUAAUUCAAACUCAAAAACAAAUCAGGGGUGUUUUGAUUCGGAUCUGAAUUGAAACACUGAAAAUGCAAAUUGCACAUUGAAAAUUGCACAUUGAAAAAUUUUUCCCUACUUAGAAUAACCCUUCAAAACCUACCGGCUUGAUCUUCAGUUUUCAGUACUGCAAUUUUGUAUCUACAUUUUGCAGCCUCCCUCUCCCCAAAGGAUAAAUGUGUUUUCUUCAUGCAAAACUCCUGACCCUAUAUCUCUGGGUCUAGCCUAGUUACUUUGCCGCUUUCAUUUGCUGGUUGUGGCUGACCCAACAUCAGGGGUCAGCAUGAUUGAGCAUCCAAGAAGGGGCAAGGACCCCCAGAACCUUCCUGAAAAUUUGUGGUGAGUGGGCCAUAAAACUUGGAGGCAGCUGUGGGUGCAUUCCUCCCUCCUAUCUGCCCUCUCUCAAAGUUCAAUAUUUAGGCAGGCCUAGGGCAGAUGUAGGGCUUCCCACUGUCCCCAUCACCUAAAUGUCUUAGGCUUUUCAGAUCCAUGAGUGGAUCACACCUUGUUUGGUCAAACAACAAUUCUCUCCCUUGUCUAUUGUCUAAAUACAAGACUAGAAACAAAUUCUUCUUACAUGCAAGCCAAAGUUUCCUAUCUCAUGAUUCCUAGCAUACCAGAACCUUAAAAAGCAGACCCCAGGGUUUUUCUAAACUCUGUUAAGGACCAUUUCAGACCAUUUUAAGGGCCAGAUUUAAAAAUGUGCAUGAUGGAGAGUGUUAGAAACCAGAGUUAGGAACAUUUUUGGAAUACAAUACAGUACAGAACAGCACUGCAAGUUUUGCCUCCAGCACAGAGUUACUGAGGCUAUUCACACACAUGUGCAAAACCAGCGGCACCACGGCGGCAAACCCACCUAUGAAGCCUCCCUUUAAAGUGAGGUGAAGGGAGAGAGCGCUUCCUUAACCUCAUGUUCCAGAUUGUUUGUCAGCUGCGGCCAGCAGACUCAGGAAGGGGAGGGAGGAGCCCCACAAUAUGGUGCAUUAUUGGAGCUCCGGGGGGCAAUAAUGUGCCCUGGCACCCUGACCCUCGGCAACAGGCAGUGCUCAUCUAGACAGGCAACCACCCACUCAGGGAAGGUGGACUGAUAGUCUGCGGGGAGGUGAGCGCUUUAGGGCUUCCUCGCCGCAAACCUUGGAGCCCUUUCUCGCUGCUUGUGAGAAAGGGCUCACUCUGUAGUAUCAUAAAAGCAUUUCCCCACCUCCCUUCAGUUCUCCCUUUAUAAACUAAAAACAGUGAUCUGCCUUACCAGUUGGCUGGAAUGCAAAGAUUUAGAAUAGUAUAUAAAAAAAACUAGUAAGAGUCACACUCCAAGUCGCACUCUCAAAUCUAGAAUCAGGUCACAGUAUGUACAGCCUCACCUGUUUGCCCAGGACAGGGUUAAAUACUGAACAGCUAAGAAGUGAUUAUUUGCAGUUGCAUUACCUAUUGAUAGCCCUUCCCCUAGCUAUGGCAAAUGGAACUUAAGCAAGAGUUAGAAACUAGCUCUUUCCCCUCUGCAAACACACAGCACCACCUACUGACACAGGUGACCUCUGCAGCUCAGCUGCGAUGAAUUCGUGCAUUCAUGCUGCAGUAUAAAGGUAGGGACAUUGUGUUUCUCUCCUGGUCACCACACUCAAUUAUAUACAGUUGUCAAGGGCAACUAGGUGCUGAAAGUUUAAACCCUAAUCUGUAAGUAUAGUCAUAUUGUGGAGGACUCUCUUCUCUGCAAUGAAUGAAAUAAACCGAAGCUGUUUUAACAUUUAACAAGCACCCCUCCACUGAAACCUCACCAGGCUGUAAAUUUAUAUACAACCAAGGUAACAAGACAUGGGUUUAUCAGAGUAUUCUCAAAGAUAAUUUAAGCCCUUCUAAAAUACAAACGUCUUACAGCUCUGCUCCAAAGCACCAUGAAUACUCUAGUAGCUGCUUCUGGCCCACAGGGGGUAGUGUGCAGAUCCAGAUAUUCUAAGUUAGCAUGGAAAAGAACACACAAAACUCACUUGCACUUCUGCUCCCCACCCCCCAUAUUUAGGAGUCUGAAGACAUCUGAGGAAGUGCCUCUGACAGUCAUAAAAAGCCUGGUUCCUGGAGCAGGGCCGAAAGAAUAAUUACAACAAUUCCCAUAACACUUAUCUAAGCCUACUGGACUCAAGAACAGACAGUGAUGAGCAUACCCACUGCUAAAGUGGGGAGGAUGGUCUAGGAUCUAUUAGAGGCUGGAAGACAGUCUAGCAGAAGCAAGGUUUGGCCUCGAUAGGUCAGAGCUGGUUGAAUUUCAGGAUGUCUGUGGCUGCUUUACAAAAUGACACUGCCUUUGUGGGCUGUUGUGCCCCAUCACCAACUUGUACAUUUGUAAAUAAACAGAUUAUUAACAAAUA